AUGCUGUCAACACAGAGCAGGACCCAGGUGUCACUUGGGAGGCAGAGCACACCUGUUUCUCAGCUGAACAAGGAUGGACAAAAAAAAGAGGCAGGGACUCCUCCAUCCCCCACCCCCAGGGAAGGGCGCCUCCAACCUUCGCUGGUGCUGGCCACGCUGAACACAGCCUUUGGCUCAGCCUUCCAAUACGGCUGCAACAUCGCUGUGGUUAACAUGCCGCACAGGGUCUUGAAGUCCUUUUAUAAUGAAACCUACUUUGAGUGACACGGAGCCUUCAUGGAUGAGAAAGUCAUGCUGCUGCUGUGGUCCUGCACCAUGUCCAUGUCUCCUCUGGGCGUCUUGGUGGGGUCCCUGCUUAUUGGCCUGCUGGUUGACAAAUGUGGCAGAAAGGGAGCACUGCUGAUCAACAAUGCCUUCGCCAUCCGUGCCAUCCUGAAGGGAGUCACCUACAGCUGGGACUGUUUCUUUUCUCCUCCCCUGGUUUUUGUUUUGCUAGAUCCAGGCAUCUGCUACAGUGCGCUUCCCAGGUACCUGGGAGAGCUAGCUCCCAAGAAACUUAGGGGUGCUCUGGGAACACUGACGGAGGUGCUUGUCAUCGUGGGAAUCUUGCAGGCACAGAUCUUCGGUUUGCAAGCCAUCCUGGGCAAGGUCCGGGGCUGGCCUGUGCUCUUGGCACUCACGGGGGUCCCCGCAGGGUCUUGGCUCCCCUCUCCGCCCUUCUUCCCCGAGAGCCCGAGGUCCACCCUGAUUCAGAAAAGAGAGGAAGAAGAAGUUCCACAAGUGCCCGAAGCAGAGAACAGGCGGGGUGCAGCGUGGGCAAAUGCACUGCACGACGCAGGCACCAGUGGGCCGUUGGCACUGGGGAGUCCAGGGAGGCUCUGGGGUGGGGUCCAGCGGAGAACAUGGUCAGAGCCGGCAUCGUGGCUGCUGAGCGUUGACUUCUGCAAGCUUGCCCAGCGACAGGAGGGGACCACUGUGCUCCCUGCAGCUCUGCGGAAGCUGAGAGGCUGGGCAGAUGUGGAGGACGAGGUGGAAGAAAUGCGCGUGGAGGACCAGGCCGAGAGGCCCGAGGGCCGCCGGUCUGCGCUCAGCCUCUUCACGUUUCCGCCUGUCCACUGGCAGCUGGUCUCCAUCGUCUUGCCCACAGCUGGCCGGCAGCGCUCCGGGGUCAAUGCGGUCAGUUACUACGCGGACAUGACCUACGCCCCCUCGGCCGGCACGGAGGCGGCUCCUUCCCAGUAAGUAACAGUGGGUGCCAGCGUGGUCGACAUAGCUAUGACUGCCAUCUCGGCAGGCGCCGUCAAGCGGCUGGGUAGGCGGCGCCUCCUGCCAGUCGGCUUCGGCAUCCGCGUCUCGGCGCUGCGCUUCCAGAGCACGGUCCCUGGGCUGUCUUACCUUGGCAUCAUGUGUGUCUUCGCCUACAUCGCAGGCCAUUCCGUCGGGCCCAGCCCCGUGCCCUCCGUGGUGAGGACCGAGAUCCUCCCGCAGCCCUCGCGGCCGGCCGCCUUCGCGGUGGACGGGGCCGUGCUCGGGCUCACCAGCGUCAUCGUGGGCUUCGUGUUCCCGUCCACGCAGGAGGUCAGUGGUGCCUACAGCUUCAUUAUCUUUGCCAGAAUCUGCCUCCUCACUGCUGUUUACAUCGACGUGGUCAUUCCUGAGACCAAGGGCCGAACAUUUGUGGAGAUAAAGCGAAUUUUUGCCCAGAGAAACAGAGUGGAGUUUCUGGAGAAGAAAGAAGAAAUCACAGAUGCUGGGCCUCACGUACCAUCUCUGCCUGCCAGGGAGACUUCCUUUUAG
Kogia breviceps (pygmy sperm whale) is the source of this 1797-nucleotide messenger RNA. The record is from RefSeq and is a predicted model, not a curated record. Lineage: Eukaryota; Metazoa; Chordata; Mammalia; Artiodactyla; Physeteridae.